Papaver somniferum (opium poppy) is the source of this 1066-nucleotide messenger RNA. RefSeq names its product 50S ribosomal protein L9-like. Gene Ontology annotation, biological process: translation. The transcript has 6 exons. The record is from RefSeq and is a predicted model, not a curated record. The coding region runs from base 164 to 808 and encodes 214 amino acids. Gene Ontology annotation, cellular component: mitochondrion; ribosome. NCBI's taxonomy places the organism in Eukaryota, Viridiplantae, Streptophyta, Magnoliopsida, Ranunculales, Papaveraceae. Gene Ontology annotation, molecular function: structural constituent of ribosome.
CUUUCUCAGAACACAGAGCCAAAGAGGGUUUUAGACUUUUAUCGCUGAGCGAGGAGAUUCAUCAUCAAAUCCAAAAUCAGGAUCCAAUAUUUCAAUUCCUCAACAUUCACAGUAAGAUUCUAAGGAGGAAAGGUAAUCAAGGAUUAGUAGAAGGAUUUCAACAAUGGCUGCUCACAUUCGAUGUGGCAGAAAUGUUCUACGGGGACUCAUUAGGCCACAACGGUGUUCCGAUUCGAUAACUCAUCCGCUGCUGUUUGCUAGUCAAGGACUUAGAUAUAGAAAAUUGGAAGUCAUUCUUACUACGAGUGUGGAGAAGCUUGGGAAGGCUGGUGAGACUGUGGAGGUAGCUCCUGGAUAUUUCAGGAAUCACUUGAUGCCGAAGAUGUUUGCUGUACCAAAUAUCGAAAAGUAUGCCUACCUUAUCAGACAACAACGCAAGCUUCAGCAGCCUGAGGAAGUGGAGACGGUGGUGAAAGUUGUUCCUAAGACGAAGGAAGAUAAGAUGAAAGAAUAUCAAACAGCAGCUAAACGCUUAGAUAAUGCUCGACUGGUACUAAGGAGGCAGAUUCGGGUAAACAAAGAGUCGGGUACGACCGUAUAUGAAUUACAAUCACCUGUGACCAGAGAUGAGCUUGCGGCUGAGGUGGCAAGGCAACUUUGUGUGAAUAUCCAGCCAGAAAACUUGUACUUACCUGAGCCCUUCUCAACUGUGGGCUCAUUUGAGGUGCCACUGCAUCUGCCGAAGUCAAUUCCGCUGCCAGAGGGAAAGGUUCGAUGGACUUUAGAUGUUAAAGUCAGAGGAAAAUAAAUUAGUAUGUUUUCUCAAAUAUAUCUCCACUUAGUCUUUAGUUUUCUUUUUAUGGCAAAACUGUCGGUUUUUUUGGAUACUGUCAACAAUGUGAUAUUAGUUAGCCUUGUUGAAUGAGUUUGUCUCUUUAGGGCCCCUUGCCGUGCUUAUCAAUGCGAAAGAAACUUGUUACAGGAGGAAAAAUAAAAACAAAUCAAUGCGAAAUAAUUUUAUUUUACAUUAAGGAUCUCAUUUUACAGGUUGUAGAUUCAUCGAGAA